AGGUCACCGUCUUAGUCUCGGCUUUGGUGUUCAGUUAACAGUUCGCGUUCAAGUUCAUGGUACUUUUGACAAUCUCUCGUGCAGCGAUUGUCAGUGACUUAUAACUUAUAACUAUUUUGAUUUGUAAAUUUUUACAAACGGUGUGCAGAAAUAAUUAAAAUCUUGAAAGGGUUUAAGUAAUUGUAUGUAUUUACACAGUGAUCAUGAUACGAAGUGCGCUGUGGCUUUCACUUAUAUUUUUAUUCGUAAAUAACAUUUGGUGUGCUAGAUAUAUGCCGAAAUGGAAAAAGCAGGCUUGCGAAGUUCCCACGUCAAGAAACUCACACUACGUUUGUACAGACAACGGUGAAGUAAAAUGCCUACCCGGGUGGACUGGUGACCUGUGUGAUGUUCCAAGGUGUAGAUCGGGAUGCGAUCCAUUACAAGGAUAUUGUAAUCGCCCUGGGGAGUGCAUUUGUAAACUGGGAUAUUAUGGAGACAAAUGUAAUAAAUGCAUUACCUUGCCUGGGUGUCAACAUGGUUAUUGUAAUGUUAGUUUUGAAUGUAUUUGUCAAGAGGGAUGGGACGGGAUAUUUUGCACAGAACCAAUAUGUAGAUCAGACUGUCAUCAUACUCGAGGAUAUUGCGAUUCGCCAGGAGAUUGUAAAUGUCGACUAGGAUGGGCAGGAAAAACGUGUAAAGAGUGCCAGGUACUACCUGGAUGUGUACAUGGCUAUUGUAACAAACCAUUGGAAUGCAAAUGCCAUCCAGGUUAUACAGGUCUUCUUUGUCAAAUACCGAUUUGCACACCAACCUGCCAUAAAGAGAGGGGAUAUUGCACGAAGCCAGGGGAAUGCAGGUGUCGAGUAGGCUGGUGGGGAGAGAACUGUGAGAAAUGCUACCCUUACCCAGGAUGUGUUCAUGGAACUUGUCGCAGACCUUGGGAGUGUAAUUGCAAAAAGGGAUGGGGUGGAAUGUUAUGUGAUGAAGAACUUAACUACUGCGAGGAGAAGCCAAAUACAUGUCAAAACAAUUCUAAGUGCAUAUCCCUUCCAAAAGACGAAGGCAGUUAUAGAUGCUUAUGCUCAGAAAGUUCAUUUGGCCGACAUUGCGAACAUACAGAACAAUCUGUACCAGAACAUUCGAUAAAGUCCACCACAGAAGUAACAGCAAACAUUACAACAAUCACCGUGAAACCCGUACAAAGUAAUGAAAAUGAAAACAAAACUGAUAACGGAAAACCAGAACCCGUUGAUAUUGACAAUGAAACAUAGGUUUAGCAUAAUAAAUAUAAAAAGUUUAGUUCACAUUUUUAUAUAAUGAAAACCAAACAUCAUCUUUGUAUUAGGAUAAUAUAAACAAAAACAUUAAGACUGCAUAUGAAUUUAUAUUUAUUUAUCUACCUAUUUAUUUAUAUUAUAUUUAUUUAUUAUAUUUAUUAUAUUUACUAUAUUUAUUAAAUAGUGAUGUACUUUUCGUUUUAUACAAUUUGUAUAUUAUAUAAUUGUUUGAAAUAAAUUAACAUUGUGUUUGUCACUUUUAUUGUUACUGGCAAUAA
This is a messenger RNA of Diabrotica virgifera virgifera (western corn rootworm), 1537 nucleotides long. RefSeq names its product delta-like protein 4. Lineage: Eukaryota; Metazoa; Arthropoda; Insecta; Coleoptera; Chrysomelidae. Gene Ontology annotation, cellular component: membrane. Bases 204 to 1253 code for a protein of 349 amino acids. The transcript has 6 exons. The record is from RefSeq and is a predicted model, not a curated record. Gene Ontology annotation, biological process: cell communication.